GGAUUCAUUCCGCUUCGCCUCACGUCCGAUACCGCGUUUAAAGAUGGGAAACCCCCGAGUGUUCUUUGACGUGACCGUCGACGGCGCCAACGUGGGAAGGAUCGUGAUGGAGCUCCGGGCUGAUGUGGUCCCAAAGACUGCAGGAAGCUCAAAAAUAAAUUGGAAUGAAAACUUUCGAGCUUUGUGCACCAGCGAGAAAGGUUUUGGCUACAAGGGCUCCAUGUUUCAUUGCAUCAUUCCUAAAUUUAUGUGCCAGGGGGGUGAUUUCACAAACCACAACGGCACUGGAGGAAAAUCCAUCUAUGGGGAGAAGUUUGCCGAUGAGAGCUUUCAGCUGAAGCACACAGGACUGGGCGCGCUGUCCAUGGCCAACGCCGGGCCCAACACCAACGGAUCGCAGUUCUUCAUCUGCACGGCCGCAACCGAGUGGCUGAACGGGAAGCAUGUGGUGUUUGGGAAUGUGGUGGAAGGCAUCGAUGUCGUCAAGGAAAUGGAGAGCCACGGCACAAAAAGCGGCACUCCGAAAGCCAAAGUCGUCAUCGCUGACUGUGGCGAACUCAAAUAG
Messenger RNA from Thalassophryne amazonica, 565 nucleotides. It is a transcript of the gene ppiab, whose product is annotated as peptidylprolyl isomerase Ab (cyclophilin A). Gene Ontology annotation, molecular function: peptidyl-prolyl cis-trans isomerase activity. Bases 44 to 565 code for a protein of 173 amino acids. Gene Ontology annotation, cellular component: intracellular membrane-bounded organelle. The transcript has 5 exons. Lineage: Eukaryota; Metazoa; Chordata; Actinopteri; Batrachoidiformes; Batrachoididae. Gene Ontology annotation, biological process: protein peptidyl-prolyl isomerization. The record is from RefSeq and is a predicted model, not a curated record.